Molecule: messenger RNA, 2727 nt
Organism: Polistes dominula (European paper wasp)
Lineage: Eukaryota; Metazoa; Arthropoda; Insecta; Hymenoptera; Vespidae
Product: neurotrimin
Biological process (GO): synapse organization
Cellular component (GO): neuron projection membrane
Source: RefSeq, a predicted model, not a curated record
CGGAGGCCCGGCGGUUUCAGAGCUUCGCCCGGGACGACGAACCGCAGACGACCUGUACGCAAAACUCGGCCGUGCGUUAUCCAGAGGGCUACGCUGCCCUCCUAAAAGUGUCAACUAGAAUAUAAUCGAGGAGGGAAAACAAAAAUAUACGGAAAGAAAAAAAAAUAAGGGCUUCGAGCGAGAGAGAUUCUUUGACGUAUGACAAAAGGAAACUUUUUUUUUUUUCUUUUCAUUUUUCUCGCGUCGAUUUUUAUUAAACAACGACAACGACAACGGCAAUCCAACUACUCCUAAUAUGUGAUAUAGUGAUCGUCGUUGUAGAAGGUGUUAAAUUGAAUAAACCAAAAGACUUUUAUAGUCUUUUCAAGUUGGGUUGAAAGAGAGAGAAAGAAUAUUAUUGCAAGGUGUCGCUGCUUGUGAAGGAGGAGGUGGUGUAUUAGUGGAAAGAGGAAUAAGAAAAGGUGAAAGAAAGACAUGAACGAGACAUCUGGUAGCAACACCGAUUGACAAGGACGAACUUUUAGGUGAGAUGACGAAGGAUUAAGAAAGAGAAACCGAGAUAAAGGAUAAAGCCAUUGAACGAACUACCGCGCGACCAAUAAAGAAGAAAAGAGAAAGAGAGUGUGAAAGAGAGAGAGAGAGAGAGAGAAGAGCGAUAUAAAUAGGAGGCUGGAGAGAGUGGCGUGUUGCACCAGGACGGUGUGGUGCGCGCUGUGAGAUGUCAGUUGACCAUCGGUUGAAGACAUCCACGUUGUCGUCGUCGUCGUCGCCGUUAUCGUCGUCGUCGUCGUCUUCGUCGUUGUCGUCGUCAUCAUGAGGAGAUCCUCUUACGUCAACUAUUACGUCCUGUGCCUCGUCUGUUGGAUUCUUUUGGGUAUUACCGGUGUGAGCACCAGAUCGCAUUCCUUGGUGAAGAGGUUCGACGGGAUUUACACGGGUCCGUAUUUUGACUCUAAUUCACCUACGAACAUAACAGCUCAAUUAGGUACUCAUGCGUACCUACCGUGCAAAGUACGACAGCUCGGUAACAAAUCGGUCUCGUGGAUCAGGAGAAGAGACUCGCAUAUAUUAUCCGUGGAUAGGACCAUGUUCAUCCCAGACGAAAGGUUCCAGGCGAUCUUCACGGACGCGUCGGACACUUGGACGUUGCAGGUGAAGUACGUCCAGGCACGAGACGAAGGAGAAUACGAGUGCCAAAUCUCGACGGAUCCUAAGAAGAGUCACAUUAUCAAGCUCAACAUCGUCGUGCCAAAGAUUGAGAUCCUGGGAGACCGGGACAUGUACGUGAAAACUGGAAGCACGGUUUCAAUACGUUGCAUGAUAAAACAAUCUCUCGAGGGGCCGUUCUACGUCUUCUGGUAUCACGAGGGCGAUCGCGUUCUCAAUUAUCAACAGGGAAAAAUCGAUAUACAGACUAAAAGGAUCGAUCACGAUACGAUUAGCAGUUUGGUGAUUCACAACGCCAAAAGGGAGGACUCGGGAAAUUACACUUGCAGUCCGAGUAAUUUGGAUAGUGCCAGUGUACAAUUACAUGUACUGAAUGGAGAACAUCCUGCCGCUAUUCAAAGAGGAAUAAGUUCGGCUUGUGGCGGUUGUCGUACACUUUGGUGGUUUGCCGGAGUUGUAACGCUUUAUUCGAGUCACGGAAGUCGGCAUUACGUUCUCGUACUUCUAGCCGUUAUGGUCCUUUAUUCGAAAAAUCCAUCUUACUUCACGUCGGAACGAUAAUCAGGAUCAUUCGUGAAGAAGGACCAAAGCACGAACGUGAGCGAGUUAGCUGGCGAGCGUGCGCAAAGAGAAUCGAUUAUCUUCGGGCCAUGAUACGCUGUGAAAAUUCAUUUAAAAAAUCCACGGCGAAAGGGAUUUCUCUAAUAGGAGAAAGAAAUAAUAAAAAGGAACAAACAUUUCCAUCGAUCAUUCGAUAUCAUGAAGAAGAAGAAGAAGAAGAGGAAGAAGCUUGGAAAGCGUUAAAGCUAGAAUAUCAUGAUAAGAAUCUAAAGGAAAGAUCAGGGUCGAGAGAGAAUCGAGAAUUUCUGUAUGGGGAUGGGUGAAAAAAAAAGACAAAAAUAUGAAAGAGAAAUGAAUAGGAAUGAGAGUCGACGAGCUCUCGUAGAAAAAAGAAAACGAUCAUCGUUUUUAAAAAUCGUCGCUGAAAGAAGACUGACCGCUCGUUUUAUUUUGUAAUCGAGCCGAAACGGGAUAAUCGGAGGUGUUAGGAGAAUAGUCAAAUAAUAUUGUUGAUCGUUCGUUCGAGUGACGGAUUCGUUCGGAGAAUAAUGGUCUAAAAAAGGGAGAACAAAAAUAACGAAGAAAUGGGAAAAACAAAAUACAAUAAAACGAUCUUUUUGUAUACCUUGAUAUUGAAUAUUCGAAAUACACCACCACCCCCCAAUCUUAUCGUUUAUCAACAAUAUCAAGGUGUCCAACCAAAAUAAAUUCUUCCCAGAGGGAUGAAAUUCUAAAAUUAAUUAGAGAUGCAUUUCGUCUAUCGAGACAGUAUGAUCCGGCCGUUAGUAUAUUAGGGAAUUUAGAUAAACUCGUGACGAUUGUGUUUCGUUGGAUUCGUCCGAGUUUUUCCGCAGGGGGACAGGUUUGUUGUUACCGUCGUCGUAACAUCUCUCUUCUCACAACCUGUCUAACUUGUAUACAAUGACGACGUAAUUACGCGAGGAUCGUGAUCCAAUUUAAUUUCAUUUAUUUUCAAUAAACAAACGGACGGAGUUUAAC